GGGGGAAAAAUGCAAUCAAUGCCCAGAUUUUGUCUGUUGUUCCAUCGUUCAUCACCUUGGUUGUCUUUGUCCGGGUGUGCCUGUCGGUGCCAUCAAAAUUUGAUCUUUCUGGGGCAGGUUGUAUGCUAGGAGAGCAAGUCUGGUGAUUUUCUGGAGGUGUCUUGGGGUAGAAUCAUAGUUUCUGGGAUUAUUGGGAUUUUCUUUUUAAUCAGCUCAAUUAACUUUCACUCGGACGAAAUUUAUCAUCUAAAAAUUUCUGUUCUUUGGUUUCUCAAGGAAGGGAAAAGGAUUUAUUGGGAAAUUGCCAUAUAAUUUUCUAAACUAUUUUAGUAAAGCUCCUAUUUUGUCAAUUUGUGAUUUUUUUUUAUUGUUUCUGUGUUACAAAAUGAUAAUUGAUUUCGAUUGCUUUGAUGAUUCUGUCAGGAGCUAUGCUUUCGAUUAUGGUUUACCGUUUUAAAUUGUUGACCUCUAGCUUUUUCUUUGGUUUUUAAACCAGCAAAAUCCCAUCUGUGAUUGCAGAGUUGAUAUCUCUGAUUGCAAAGUAUCUGGCUACGUGUAUCAUCCGUUAAGGCCAUCCCAACUAGCUAACUGGAAUUUACAGGAGCAGAAUCGGUUGAGACCGUACGGCUUUUGAAGUAUCUCUGAUGUGCUUAGGCACUUGGUUUUAGAGGUUUCAGCUAAAAAGAGAUUUCCUGACUUGUGCCAGCUUUGAACUGAUGCCUGUUUCUGGAAAAGAAGAGCCUCGGGUCCUUUCCCGGAAGUCUGCUACUGAUAUUUCUGCAGGUAUCCCUCUGAAGAAAAGGAGGUUCUUGUUGUCCCCGCCGUCCUCUCCUCCUCGUGAAGAAGUAGUACCCGAGGUAAAUGAUUUGAAGAAACAUGAAGAAUCUACCCCAGACACAACGAACAAAGAAAAUUUUGUAACAGAUUCUACAGAGAAUCAAGAAUCUUCUUUAGAAUUGAAGAAGAAAGAAGCAUCUAGUGCAGAUGUGAAGUAUGGAGAAGAAUCUGGUUUAGAGCAGGCGAGCAAAGAAGAUUCUGGCUCAGAAUUGGGGAGCAAACAAGAAUUUGGUUCAGGUUUACAGGACAGUAUUACAUCUAGGCCUGGUUUGAAAAACAAUCAAAUAUCUUCCUCAAAUCCAGGACCUUCUAGUAUAAAUGUCGCUAUCAGAUCUCCCGAAAAAUCGGAUGCUAGUAAGAUUAAUCUCCUUGAGGUUAAGAAAGAAUGUGUUUCUGCACCAAACGCCAACUUGGAUCAUUUGGACACAGACGUUUCUGGAGUCAAACUUCCGGAGUUAAGCCCUAUGUUUAAUUUGGGUUCUGCAAACAGGGUCGAGAGCAACACGGAUCUUCUUUUGACUGGAAAACUAGCAAGCUCAGGAGUUCCAGGAACCCCUCUGGGUGCUGCUUUGGUGAGUGUAAAGAAAGAGAUACACAGCAAACUGGUGGAGGAUGAUGUUAAGCUCAAACUUGCUACGGGUUUGGGGAAUAAUGGUAAAUUGGCAUUGGGACCAAAGGAAUUUUUUGGUUUGAAUGUAGAUCCUUCUCUGUUGUCCUUGUCUCUAAGCAAAGAAAAACAUGUUACAGAAGAGAAGAGUGGAGAUACUAGCUCAAAGGAUGAUAGCAAAUCGGAAUGUGCUAAUCGAUCAAAUUGGGAUUUGAAUACCACUAUGGAUGCUUGGGAGGGAUCUAUUGGUGAUACUACUUUCCAAGGUACUAUUGGUGGCUCAGGUAAGACAAUCAGCUUGAAUGAUCGAAGACUAUUAAGCUCUAAUUCCGUUGUCAACGUUAGCAGCGUGAAGGAGAAACAGGUUAAUGCAACAAGGGAGCCACGUUCCAGUUUUCCAAAUUCUUCUGUACAGUUGAUUAAACCUUCUGAGGACUCACUCCGUCUGACUCUUAGUUCCUCUUUUGGGAAUGUGGAUUUUGUCCGAGAGCGCACUCGUUUAUCAGCUGAAGUAGCUCCUAGGAUGGAUAUUUCCACAAAUCGGCAUAGUGGAUUGCUCUCAACUGAAGACAAGAAAUCUCCUGGUGUCAGCUUAGUCAAAUUAGAACCUAGUGAUGAGAAUUCCAAAAAUAGUUCUGUGGGAACCAUCAAGAGAUCUGCUGAAUUGUCGGAUUUCAAUGCUGUGAAAAGGGAACCUAUUGAGAAGCACAAUGCUGAAGCUGUUAAAUUGCUAGCUAGCAGCCCCCAGGACACAACUGGACAAAGGUCUAUUAAAUCUGAACCUACUAAUGAAGUUAGUCAGGAACUCUGCAGGACAUCGGAUUUGAGACAGCAACAAUCAAUUCCAAUGUUUGUCCACUCUCAGGAGAGUUUUUCUUCUUCUUCUGUUUUACCAACACCUUUGACGCCCCAAAAGCCUUCUCCUUCAAGAAUACCUACUUCUUCUGAUUUAUCUACAAGUGCAGAUGUAUCAAAUCAAUCUGAACGUUCCACUCAUACCAAAGAACCUCAUAUGGGUAGUGAUGGCUUUCUUCAAGCUCCUGCAGAUAUGAAUCCUAAGACUGCGCAUCACAGGGUUAGAGAAGAAAAUAUGGCUGCUCAUAAGAUGGAUAAUAAUGAGGCAGAGGACAUGAAUGUUGAUCAUCCUGAGCUGAAAAGGACAAAGGAACAUGUGCAUGAUUUACGUGCACAUGGUGAGGGAUCCGUGAGUGAUGAGGAGAAGAUAAAUAUAUCAGCUGAAACAAUGGAAGAUGAAUCUUAUGGUUCUGAAUGUGAAUCAGAUGGUAAGCAAGUUGUGGUAAGCAAGUUUUUGCAUGGUAGAGUUGGGAGAGAUGAUGAUGAUUAUGAAGAUGGUGAAGUUCGGGACCCCUUGGAGAAUUCAAAAAUAGAGGAGCUUACUGCAGAUGGAAGUGCAGAUAGUGCUAAGCAUGGUGAUUGUGAUAAUAAACAUUGUCCUUCUGGAUUUCCAGGUGGUGAUACUUACACCGACCAAUCCUGUCUUGUGCAUAAAGAAAACGACUUGAAAAUUCAUGACAAUACAGCUGUUGAUUGCAUCAAGGAGAGUGUUGGCACAGUUUCUAACAAGAAUUGUGAACAGCUUAUGGCUAAAGAUGGUCAUUCAGAUAAACUUCCAUUGGAUGGAAUGGCUACAACUGAUGCAGAAGAGGAGCCAUGUAGUUCCUCCCAAAGGAAAUUACUUGAGCCAACAGGUAAGAAAUCUUCCCAAGAGAGUAUUGAAAAAGAUAUGUCCUGUGAUGGAACAACUAGUUCAGGCAUUAGGACAGUACCAGCAGCAGGUGAGCCCAAAGGUCAAAUUGCUAAAGCAGUUAACACGGAUGAGAAGCCUGAUUCAUCUCUUUCAAAGGUAGAAGAUUCUUUAAAUGGUAAUAGUGCUGCUAAAAAUUCAACGAGUGGAGGUAACAAGAGCCGCAUUAUCAAUUUACCUCGUGCUUCUGCAAUAUCUCCUUCUAAAACAAGGUCAAUUCCGGAUAGAUUACUGUCAUCAAGAAAUGGAAGAGGAAGGUACUCAGAUCUUGAUGGGGAGAAAUUUAUUCCACGAGGAAAGAGAGAUGAAAUUGACGCUGAUAAUCCCCAUAGAUUCCUUAGAGAAAGGAUUCAAGAUCAGUCUUUUAGAAACUCCAGAUCGAAUUAUACAAGGGGAAGAGGGAAGUUUUCUGGUCGCUUAGAUACUUCACGAGGCGAGUGGGGUUCUAACCGUGACUUCGCUUUUGGAAGUUACAAUGAUGACUAUCGGUUUACCAGGAACAAACAUGCUGCUGCCAUUGCUGAUACUGAGCUUGAAUGUAAUGACUUUGUUAUUCCACCCGAUGGUGCUUCUUUGAGUAUCGGUAGAGGAAGGAAAUCUUUGAAUGACGAUUUGCCUUCAUUUCGACGUCCAUCCUCAAGGAGGUUGUCUCCUGGAGGUAGAGAUGGUCCUGGCAGCAGGGAAAUCCAAAUGGUUCACAGAAUUCCAAGAAAUAUUAGCCCUGGUAGACUUAAUGAUGAUAAUGGGGUUGACUUGGUUGGACUUCGUCAAGAUGGAAAAUAUGCGAGGGAUUUACCAGAUGGUAUUAUAGAACCUGCAUAUACUCGUCCGAACUCAAUGUAUGAAGGUGGGAAUACUCAAUUUGUCCGAGGGAACAGGAACUUCUCUACAUUCCAGAGGAGGGGAUUUCCUCAAGUUCGGUCAAAAUCUCCAGUUGGAUCACGAACACGCUCCCCUGGUCCAUGGACUUCCCCUAGAAGGAGAUCUCCUGCUGGAUUUGGUGGACUUCAACAAUUGGCUCAGCAUAGAUCACCAGCUAUGUAUAGGGUGGAAAGGAUGAGAUCUCCGGAUCGUUCUUGUUUUCCUGAAGAUAUGGUUGCUAGAAGGCGUGGAUCUCCCUCCUUCUUGGCUCGGCCUUCUGAUGACGUUAGGGAUGUAGACUCUGCAAGGGAGCAUGGUCAUCCAAGGCCUAUAAACUCCAGUAGGAGGAGCCCAUCUGAUCGGGUUUUCAGCAGAAGCACUAGGAGAGUUGAUGUUUUGGAACCUCGAAUUAGGACAAGUGGUGAUGAGUAUUUUGGGAGGCCAGUACCUUCUGGCAGAUUUCAGGAAUUUCAUGGUGAAGGAAGUAGUGAGGAGAGAAGAAAGUGUGGUGAAAGCCGGGGAUUGAUUCGUUCUUUUAGACCUCCAUACAUUAGUGACAGUGAUAAUCUUCGGUUCCAACUGGACGAUGGUCCCAGGCCUUUCAGAUUUUGUUCUGAAGGUGAUGCAGAUUUUGUUGGAAGGGGCAUCAGAGAAAGGGAGUUUGAUGGGCGGAUGAAGGGUCGACCUGUUGCUGCUCCUAGACGAAUUCGAACUAUCGAGGAUCAAGAAGGAAAUUACAGGGACAGUGGGCAGGUAUGGCAUGAUGAUGGGUUCAAUGAAGGGUCCGGAUAUAAAAGGAGGAGAUUUUGACACAGUUCUUCAAUGUACUGGAAACAGGCAUCUUCAUGGCUGAAUUCCUGCUACUUAGGGCAGGCAUGAAAACCAUGGUGCGUAAUGGACUUUGGGGAUUCGCAAGAAUGCUUGACAUGAAAAUUUGAUUGCAUGAACUCCUAUGCUUUAUCACUGGGCAGGGACUUGGAUUGUUUACCAGCAUUACAUUAGUUGAAUUGCUAGAUUGAGAUGUUUAAAGUUCAUGCUGAUGAAUGCGACCAGCGGAAGGCACUUUUGUCAACUAUGAUAUAUGUGUCAAGGUUAUAACUAGAGCUGUGUGUUUCUCUGCAGAGAUUGACAUUUCAUGUCCUGACAUGAAAUGGAUACAAACGGAAUCGUUGAAUGCUUAUCAUGUUGAUGGUGAUGCAGGAUGGUAUAAGAUGAUAUUGAAUCUUUUAUACUGUCUCUAUAGCUAUUUUAAGCAUUUGUGUUCAUCAAAGUCUAUGGCUCAUUUUUUCUGUCAAGGGGAAGAGAGCAGAUGGAGAACACUAAAUGCCGGAUUUAGGUACUGCUAUGGAUGUAUAGUUGCUAUUUAGGUUUUACUUUGCAGGCCCUUCGACAUAGAAUUUCACUGUUACAGAGUGGAGUACUCUACAAGCUUGAACGAUUUCGGGCAAAAUGCUAGCUGGUUGCUAUUAAAACCGGAUACGUAAAUAUGUCGAACAACCAUUUCCCUCAGCUUUUUAUGCAAAAUAUCAUCUAAGUUAUUGGUGGAUGGUAGAAUUGCCUAUGGUUUCAGGUCAAGGAAUGUGUCAGCUGAAAUUUUCAGCCCUUGUAACUAGUUUUACUGAGGCCGAAGCGUUCUCUCAGCCUUACAGAAGGUAGGUAAAUUUCUGGUGCUUGGGUGGGGCGAGACAAGGCUCAAGGACUUUGGUCUUUUUGUCUUGUGAUGCUUUCCGUGCGCAUUUAAUUUUUGAUCCGGGUUCUUGCCAUUUCACUUGGACUUUUCUCUCAAGGCAACACAACGUUGUGUUCAUAUCUUGGGAUUUGCCACGGGAGACAGCUAAGGUUUGCUAUGGCAACGAGCUGGAUUUCCCAGCAAAAGGUGUUGACGCCUCUAAGUUGCACUAGUAACGUGUUUGAAUUCUCAAAUUCCAUGACGGAAGGUUAGAUAGAGAGUAAUAAGAUGGGGACUCAAUGAGAGAGCAUAA
This is a messenger RNA of Coffea arabica (coffee), 6052 nucleotides long. Lineage: Eukaryota; Viridiplantae; Streptophyta; Magnoliopsida; Gentianales; Rubiaceae. The record is from RefSeq and is a predicted model, not a curated record.